Messenger RNA from Ramularia collo-cygni, 1575 nucleotides. RefSeq lists its product as uncharacterized. The record is from RefSeq and is a predicted model, not a curated record. Bases 1 to 1575 code for a protein of 524 amino acids. NCBI's taxonomy places the organism in Eukaryota, Fungi, Ascomycota, Dothideomycetes, Mycosphaerellales, Mycosphaerellaceae. The transcript has a single exon.
AUGGAUACAUUCACCCAUCGCGGGGUCAACUUCUUUCGCUUGUUCUUGAUCUUCGCCCUCCUUGUUUCACUCUUUUGCUUUCGGGAUCUUUGGCUACCCACCGGAAACGAUGAAUACCUCAGCAGCAGUCCUAUACCGCGACCAACACAGCAACAUCUUGCAGACCAAUUGAUCUUUGAUACGACUACCCCUCCACCUUCACCCUCAACCGAAGCACUACCAGCGCCGACCAUUCUACAUCCAGCCCUCAUCGCACAACCCCAUGAACAUGAGGAGAUUAAAGACUUCUAUCCUCCUCCGCCACCGCCACCUUCCCAAGAUGACUGCCGCAACCUCCCAGGAGCCGACAAGAUCAUGGUCAUGCUAAAGACUGGCGCCACCGAAAUUUAUUCUAAACUUCCCACCCAUCUCCUCACAACAUUCACUUGCAUCCCAAACUACAAAAUCUACUCCGAUCUGGAACAAACGUUCGGCAACACACCCAUCACGGAUGUCAUCCAUCCUGUCAGCCAGCAUCUCCGCGAAACCCACGAAGACUUCAAUCUAUAUCGAGACCUCCAAAAAUGGCAACGAGAAGGCCAAGAUCUCAGCAAACUGAAAGGCGACCAUGGCUGGAACUUGGACAAGUGGAAGUUCCUCCCCAUGAUCCACGAUGCUUUCGAAUCCGCKGGUCCCGAAAUCGAAUGGUUCGUUAUGAUCGAAGCGGACACCGCUCUCUCCUGGUUGAAUCUUCUUCCCUGGUUACAGACCAUGAACCCAAAGGAACAGCACUAUCUCGGCUCGCAGAAUGUCAUCGGUGACACACGGUUCGCUCAUGGAGGGAGUGGCAUCAUCAUUUCUCGCGCUGCGUUGGAAACUCUCGAAGAGGCCCGCAGUAGUAUAGGCAAGGCAUACUACGAUGAGAGAUGGGAAGAGGCGACUUCGCAUUCCUGCUGCGGAGACGCAAUUCUCGCGGAGGCUCUCAAAGCUGUCAACGUCUCUCUCACCGGAGCCUGGCCUGUAAUUCAAGGCGAGACGAUCAGCUCGAUUGAUUUUAGCGAGAGAAACUGGUGUCAUGUUCCUACGACGUGGCAUCAUGUUUCGCCUAUCCAGGUGGAUGCUCACUGGCAGUUUCAGGCCAAGUGGGCAAAGGACCGGGGAUGGCAGACUCCGUUCCUGUACAGAGACAUCUUUGAGAAGUUUGUCGCUGACCACGUCUCGGUCAACAGAACGAAAUGGAAUAACCUCAGCAAGGACGUCAAGCUAACAGCGCCGGAGUUGGUUAGUGAUGAUCAGAAGGAGAAUGAUGGAAAGGCGUUUGCAGAGUUGGAGGAGUAUGAACAGAGAGCUGUGCAAAGCCAGGAGGAUUGUGCGGAAGCUUGCCACAUCAAAGGGAGGGAACAGUGUGUCCAGUGGAUGUGGACUGAGGGGAGAUGUCAUUUGGGAAAGGAUGUGAGAUUAGGGAGCAGUGAUGAGAAGAACCAAAUUGAGGUUAAAAUCGGAGAGAGGAUGGAGAGGGGGUACUGGAAUUGUGGGUGGGUGCAGCCUGCCGUGAAGAGGUUGUUGAGUGGGAGGUGCGAGGGAAGGGCAUUUUGA